CACGAAAUCUAAUUAUCAUUUUUUCUCUCUAUUUUUUUUCUUAUUCCCUUCCCCUGCAAAAUGAAAAAAUUCUGUAAUGAAAAGUGUGAAGGAAAGACAAUUGCUUUUUUCAGUUGAGCAGAUGGGCUUAUCAAACAAAUGAAGACAAAGAACACAUAAUCGAGAGUGUGAUGGGAGAGGGAAGACAAAUUAUUUUUAAUGAUUCACGGCAACCACAUUUAUAUCCUAUUGUUACUACAGAAAAGAAUGUCUUCAGAUAACCCGUGGUCAACAGAUGAGGAUGAAAGCCAAUUAUCCCGACUAAUCAGGAAAUCUAGAGACUCCCCCUUUGUCCCUAUAGGUAUAGCAGGUUUUGUGACUGUGGUGUCCUAUGGUCUUUACAAAUUAAAGUAUAGAAGAGAUCAGAAAAUGUCACUUCAUCUUAUUCACAUGAGAGUUGCUGCCCAAGGAUUUGUUGUCGGAGCUGUGACUCUAGGUGUUCUCUACUCUAUGUAUAAGGAUCACAUUAGACCUAGAUUCUUCAAUGAGUCCAAAAAAUGAAGCUACAUGCUGGAAGCAAGAAAGACAAAAAGCUUCUGAAAACGAUUUAUUAUCAAGAGUAAAUUUUCAAUAUGCAGCAAAUUUUACUACAGAAGUAAGACAGAAUGCUCAUGUACUUCAAGUCUCAAUGUUUGAAGUUGAUUUCCAGAUCACUGAUCAUAAACAGUCAACUCAGAAAUAUCUCUUGUUGAUGUCUUUCAGAACGUAGGGCAUGAUUUUUCUGACUUAAUUUUUUAAAAUUUUUUAGUUAGUGGCAGAAAAUGAUCUGCCACUAAUCUGUCAAACUAAUGAUAGUCUGCCAAAGCAAUCUGAAAAUUAAUAGAUAUAUAGUAGUUACAGAGGACUUCUCUUUUCUUUUUUUUUAGAUGGAGUCUCAUUCUGUGGCCCAGGCUGGAGUGCAGUGGUAUGAUCUCAGCUCACUGCAACCUCCGCCUCCCAGGUUCAAGCAAUUCUCUGUCUCAGCCUCCUUAGUAGCUAGGAUUACAGGCACCCACCACCACGUGUGGCUAAAUUUUGUAUUUUUAGUAGAGACAGGGCUUCACCAUGUUGGCCAGACUGGUCUCGGACCUCUGACCUCAUGUGAUCCACCCACCCCGGCCUCCCAAAGUGCUGAGAUUAGAGGUGUAAACCACUGCACCUGGCCAUGGAAGACUUCUUUUCUUUUUUUUUUUUUUGAGACAGAGUUUUACUCUUGUUACCCACGCUGGAGUGCAAUGGCGUGAUCUCGGCUCACUGCAACCUCCGCCUCCUGGGUUCAAGCAAUCUCCUGCCUCAGCCUCUCGAGUAGCUGGGACUACAGGCAUGCGCCACCAUGCCAAGCUAAUUUUUGUAUUUUUAUUAGAGACGGGGUUUCACCUUGUUGACCAGAAUGGUCUCGAUCUCUUGACCUCGUGAUCCACCUGCCUUUGCCUCCCAAAGUGCUGGGAUUAUAGGCGUGAGCCACUGUGCCCGGCCAGACUUUUCUAUAUCUAUGUUAAAUGUGACAUCCUAUUCAUAACUUAAUUCUCCCCAAAUAGGUCAAAGUAAUUAAGGUUUCAUAAACUCCUUUUUAGAAUGGGUAAUUAUUACACCAGAGGAGAAUGGUCAUGUUGCUAUAUAAAGUUGUUCACCACUUUACAUCUCAUUCUUACAUAGAAAAUUGCCUAUUUUACCCCAAACACAUGUUUAACAUUUAAUUAUUUAUUCAUUUUUAGAUUUUCUUCAAAGUAUUCCUAGGAAUACAAAAGUGAACUACAAACAAAUUUCUUUUCCCUGAGAUGGCAAAAAGGAUUUAGAAGUGCUAUUGCUAAUGUGAUACGACACUGUAGAAAACACAGGAAAUCAAAGCAGAUGUUAAAGGUUAAGUAUGCCCGUGGCCUUGAACUCCUGUCUAACUGCCCUCAGGAUCUAAAAAAUCAUCUAGGGUUUUUUGAAGACAUAACUGCUUUAAGCUUAAUCCCAAAGAAUCCAAGCCUAGAAGAGAAAAAAAAAGUCACUGAAGUAAAAUCAAGAAUAUAUGCAAUAUAAGAUGAUUUCUGGUGGUGAUUUCCUUUUCCUCAGUGUUUCCUGCAAUGGAGGGUGACACUGACAAGAAGGUGAAGUCCGGUAUUUGUGGACAAGAAAAACAUGAAAAUGUCUGCAUUCUGGGUAUUAACUCAUUGUUUUGUGUAUUAUAUAAAUUUUUCUCCACUGGCACAGAUAAGUAUUUUAAAAGUUGUCAACAGCUGGGCACGGUGGCUCAUGCCUGUAAUCCCAGCACUUUGGGAGGCUGAAGUGGGUGGAUCACCUGAGGUCAAAAGUUCAAGACCUGCCUGACCAACAUGGAGAAACCUCAUCUCUACUAGAAAUACAAAAUUAGCCGGGCAUGAUGGCACAUGCCUGUAAUCCUAGCUACUCGGGAGGUUAAGGCAGGAGAAUCGCUUGAACCUGGGAGGUGUACGUUGUAGUGAGCUGAGAUCACACCAUGGUACUCCAGCCUGGGGACAGAACAAGACUCCAUCUCAAAUAAAUAAAUAAAUAAA
Callithrix jacchus (white-tufted-ear marmoset) is the source of this 2540-nucleotide messenger RNA. It is a transcript of the gene HIGD1C, whose product is annotated as HIG1 hypoxia inducible domain family member 1C. Gene Ontology annotation, biological process: mitochondrial respirasome assembly. Gene Ontology annotation, cellular component: mitochondrion. The record is from RefSeq and is a predicted model, not a curated record. NCBI's taxonomy places the organism in Eukaryota, Metazoa, Chordata, Mammalia, Primates, Cebidae.